AUGCGUCGACUUCCCGGCCGAGCCGGGCUCCUCCUCGGCGUGGUGCUGCUGACGGCGCUGCUGGCCGCGGUGCCGGGGCUCCCCCUGAGGAAGCCGCGGGGCCCCGGACCCUGGCCCAGGAGCCACGCGAGGCUGGCGGAGGUGAGCGGCGGGGCGCGCGGGGCUGCGGCGCGCACGCGGUCCCUCCUCCCCGGGCCACCGGCUCUGGCCGCGUGGGGAGCGGAGGCCAGGACUCGGGCAGCGACCACGCGAGGGAGAGGGGCGGAGGCCGGCCGGACGCCCCCGGGCACCGGCGGAGGCCAGGUGCGCGCUCGCUGGGACCGGAGCUUGUCGGAGUGGCAGGCUGGGGCUGCUGAAGCUCAGAAGGCCUCAGCCUCCCCAGAUCCUGACUCUCCUAGAGAAGAGAAGGAGGCACUACUGCUCCCCAGAGCCCACCUGCAGGCAGGGCCACACCGACAGAGGCGCUGGACUCUCCCUGAGCCAGCAACUCUGGCCCCAGGCAAAGCUGCCCCUCCUGGGACCCUGGAGGACACUCCCUUGCUGCUGGAGCUGCAGAAGCUGCCAGUAUUGGCCAACACAGACUUGAGUACUCCGAACCCCAAUAUCCAGGUAACCAUCGAGGUGGUAGAGGACCCCCAGACUGAGGCAGAAAUGGACCUGUUGGCUGAACCCAGCAGUCGCUGGCCCCAGAGCUCUCCUAGCUGGCUGGCCACCAAAGAGCUCUUCUGGCCCCUCUUCUGGGGCUAUGUGGAGGGCAAAGAUGGGGACACCGGUCUCAAGAACAGAGCCCCAGGAGAAGAGGAGGAGGAGGACGAGGAGGAUUACCCUGCAGAGUACAGUGAGGGUGAGGACCAGGAGGCCAACGAUGAGGAAGAUGAGGAGGAGGAGGAGGAGCCUUGGUCUGGUAGGGCCACAGACGGCAGGGAUCAGGGCUGGCUGGCCCCCAGGGACUGGGCCUUCAAGGAGCCGGACAGCUACGACUAUGAGCCUCAGGAAGAGUGGAGCCCCUGGUCUCCCUGCAAUGGGAGCUGCGGCAACAGCAGCCAACGGAGGACUCGGCCCUGCGGCUACGCCUGCACUGCCAUCGAGUCCCGUGCCUGCAACCUGCCCCUCUGUGCUGGCACAAAGGAUGAGGACACCUUGGGCUUCCCCAGUGAGGGGUGGCAGCCCCUGACCCACAAUGCUACGGACAUGCUUGGCCCAGAUGUGGACAGCUGUGAGAAGUGGCUGAACUGCAAGAGCGACUUCUUAGCCAAGUACCUGAGCCAGGUGCUACAGGACCUGCCCAGCUGUCCCUGUGCAUACCCGCUGGAGGCCGUGUACAGUGCUGUUAGCCUGCAGGACGAGCACCAGGGACGCAGCUUUCGGUGGAGGGACGCCAGUGGCCCACGCGAGCGCCUGGAUGUUUACCAGCCCACAGCACGCUUCUGCUUACGCUCCCUGCUGUCCGUGGAGAGCAGCACACUGGCCGCACAGCACUGCUGCUAUGACGAGGGCAACCGGCUGCUGACCCGUGGUAAGGGCGCCGGGGCGCCCGACCUCGUCAGCACUGACUUCUCACCUGAGCUACACUUCCAGGUGGACACGCUGCCCUGGAUCCUGUGUAAGGGGGACUGGAGCCGCUACCACGCUGCGAGGCCCCCCAACAAUGGCCGGGCCUGCACCGACAACCCCCCCGAGGAGGAGUACCUGGCCCAGUUGCAGGAGGCCAAGGAAUACUAA
This is a messenger RNA of Cynocephalus volans (Philippine flying lemur), 1722 nucleotides long. RefSeq names its product isthmin 2 (gene ISM2). The coding region runs from base 1 to 1722 and encodes 573 amino acids. Lineage: Eukaryota; Metazoa; Chordata; Mammalia; Dermoptera; Cynocephalidae. The record is from RefSeq and is a predicted model, not a curated record. The transcript is spliced from 7 exons.